GUGUAUAAGUAUAACAGUUGUGACCGCAUGAACGCUAGAGCGAUAGGUGCUUCUCUCUGGUACUCCUGGGAAUGGAACCCACGGAAUCCCCACGUGCGUAUACAUAUUCGUCGUCCGUUUACGGUAUAUGUUCCUGGGAUUUCCAUGUAUGGAGCUGUUUGAUUCUGAAUUUCUAGGUUUUCUCAGCUUUGGAGGAUUCAUGAUUCAGCUUAGGUUAUUGAAGUUGAGGAAAAUCUAGUUUAGGUGAUUUCGCUAUCUAUAUAGAAAGAAGAAAUGGAGGCACGCCCUGCUCUAUCUGUCCAAAGCACAGGUGCUGGGCAACUCAGUAAUUGUGAUGCAUUUGGGGCUCUUUCCUCUCCUUUACAUGUUCUUCCUACAAAUCUCAAAGAUUUAUACCCCAAGUUUCCAGAGUCACAGCAGGUUUCCUUGGGGAGGGAUAUUAUCCAACAUCCUCCAGCUGUUCUAUGUCCAAUUUCUUCAGAUAGUGGAGUUGUUGGUCAUCUGCUUUCUUCAUCGUCUGGAUCAUCCGGAUUUUCUAGUGAUCUUAAAUCUUCUUAUGUUCCACCCCAUGAAAAGCACCCAAAGCAACCCUCUUUUCUUUCUCAGUCAACAACUCAUUCUUGCAUUCUUCAAGCAGCAGCGUCAAGCCAUUAUGCCCAAGAAAAUAACAACUCCUGGUGUAUAGAUUCAUUUUCUGAUUUUCUUGAUUAUCCAAUAAAUGCCCCCGUGCAGAACAGUCAGCUGGAUUACAGUAACAAUGGUGAUUGUGUAUUUACAUCUGAGGAUCUUAGUAAACACAGUGAUUGGCAGGAAUGGGCUGAGCAACUAAUCACUGAUGAUGAUGCUUUUACUCAUGAUUGGAACAAUAUUGUUGCAGAUACAUGUCCCACAGAUCCAGGGGCAAAGAUGCAAUAUCAGGCACCCAAUCAAUUUUCAAAUGUCCAAAAUCAGCAGCAUCAGGCAUCACAUCAUCCUACAGCUUUAUCUGGAGAUGCAUUAAUAGUUGGUUCUGCUUCAUCCACCAUAAGUGGUGCUACAACCAAACAACGCAUGCGCUGGACACCUGAACUUCAUGAAGCAUUUGUGGAGGCUGUCAACAAGCUUGGUGGAAGUGAAAGAGCCACUCCCAAGGGUGUCCUAAGGCUAAUGAAAGUUGAAGGUUUAACUAUUUACCAAGUUAAAAGCCACCUGCAGAAAUAUCGAACUGCCCGGUACAAACCAGAUUCAGCAGAAGGAUCCUCAGAGAAGAAGCAGACUUCUGUUGAUGAUUUGCCAUCUCUGGACUUAAAAACGGGAAUUAAGAUCACUGAAGCAUUGCGACUGCAGAUGGAAGUUCAAAAGCGACUCCAUGACCAGCUUGAGAUCCAACGAAAUUUGCAGCUGAGAAUAGAAGAGCAAGGACGACAUCUCCAGAUGAUGUUUGAGAGGCAGUGCAAGUCAAUGCCAGGUAUAGGUUUGCUCAAGGGAUUGCCAUCCACAGCAGAGAACCCCAACGAAAGUGAUCCACGAGUGCCACAGAGUGACCACCCAAAAACGGAUGAUGUAGUUAACGUAGUGACAUUGUCGGAUGACUCUCAAGUUCUGUGUGAGAAGCAAGUGGAAUGUGGGGAAGAAGUUACCGAAAUUCCAGAAAAAAUGUGGCUGGACGGAUCGUCUAAUUCUCGGGCAAUAAAACGUGCCAAAGUGGAUGAGUAAAACCGUAAUUGGUGUUUUAUGAGCAAAUGGCAUAUCCUGUCCUUUUGGAAGGUUGGCAACCAAAUUAUGCUCAAGGAGAAGAAAAAGUAAAUUUGUUGUUUGGCCAUCCAUAUAGGCAGGGUGUGUUUUGUAGGUGAAAUUAUUGGCAGCUUUAAUUUGUAGUCAGAGUCAUAGAUUAUUAUAAGUUAGAAAAUGAUGAUGACAGCACUCCAAAAUAUUUGAAGAAUGGAAAAGUAAUGAAGCUUUCAUUGCUGGUGAAGAGGUACUAUCAUUUUUGUUGGUUGGAUAUGUAAUGUAAUAUGAUGUUAAUGGCUCCUUUAGUCUGUUGUAGAAAUCACUGGCAGUUUAUAUAGCUGUGUGCAUGACAAAUUGCUUGCUUAUUUGUGACUCAA
Molecule: messenger RNA, 2087 nt
Organism: Ipomoea nil (Japanese morning glory)
Lineage: Eukaryota; Viridiplantae; Streptophyta; Magnoliopsida; Solanales; Convolvulaceae
Product: protein PHR1-LIKE 1-like
Exons: 8
Coding region: 274-1695 (473 amino acids)
Molecular function (GO): DNA-binding transcription factor activity; DNA binding
Source: RefSeq, a predicted model, not a curated record